Molecule: messenger RNA, 3908 nt
Organism: Etheostoma cragini (Arkansas darter)
Lineage: Eukaryota; Metazoa; Chordata; Actinopteri; Perciformes; Percidae
Gene: nfx1
Product: nuclear transcription factor, X-box binding 1
Exons: 23
Coding region: 273-3563 (1096 amino acids)
Biological process (GO): negative regulation of transcription by RNA polymerase II
Cellular component (GO): nucleus
Molecular function (GO): RNA polymerase II transcription regulatory region sequence-specific DNA binding; zinc ion binding; DNA-binding transcription factor activity, RNA polymerase II-specific
Source: RefSeq, a predicted model, not a curated record
AAACAUUGACCGGAAGUUCCGCUCGUGACUCUCGCUAGCAACAUAGCUUGGCUUGUGUUAGCUUUAAGCUAGUGAGUGUUGAUAAAGUGAGUAGAACGUAGGAGAAGAUUGUUGCUGCUUCUUUGGGAAAUUUGUCUCAGUUGUAACAUCAAGAACACGCGUGAAAAGGUGGAUUUUGUCGCCGGUUACCUGGAUACGCUUGUCAUCUCGCACAAAACAGCCGGUCAUCUUAAACUUGUGGGAAAAGCAACAACAAACAGAGUUCAAACUGAAUGGCUGAGGGCUCCUCAGAACCACCCGACCUCAAUCCGGAUGAGGCGUCGCAUCAAAGACCUUAUCAGCAUCACAAGUCUGGAAGAGGCCGGCCCAGAUACAACAAUGACAGAAACCUGAAUAGCUAUGAUCCUUCUCAACAAUAUGGACACUUUCAUCAGGGCUUUAAAUCCCAAUUUUACCAUGAUAUUUCAAAUGAUGUAUUGCACCAUCAUCCUUUCUACCAAGGAGAGGAUGGAGCCAGAAGGCGAGGCACAGGCAGAGGUAGAGGAAGGAGAGAGGGAAAUAGGGGUGUAAAUGAAAAUUUUGGGGGCUCCAGUUGGCAAAGACCUGGAGGUGACGUUGGCCUGUUUAGUGGUAACAACAGGGGUGUUGGGGGGUUUCACUCUGGGACACAUCCUAUGUACGAUGGACCAGAUAGACCCAGUUGGCGAAGAGAAGAUACAAGUAGAAAUUUGGAACAAUCCAAUGAAGACAUGGAUGCCCGGGUUAAAAAAAACAGGAAGUUUAGCCAGGAGCAGAGGAGAGGACAACGAAAUGAAAGGGGUACUCGCCUAAAGGAGAACAACACUGUAGUUGAGGGUCAGAGGUCAAAUGAAACCAAAGGAGAAAGCCCCCCUUCAGACAUCAGGGAAAGAAGUCAGAGGACCAAGGCAGAUCCAGACUCUCAGCAUGAUGAUCAUCAUCAGAGGAAACCCACUGAAGCAAAGCGACGGCAAGGACCAAUCAAACCGCCCAAACCAUCAUAUGAAGAGGAAACAGGCUCAGAGAGGGGGGCCAGUGUCCAAGAUGACUCUGGGCGUGGCAGAUCGUUUCAGGAAAGUAAAGCUGGACAAGGCUCAGGACGACAUGCCCCCUUUCAGGCCAGAGGGGGGAGAAGAACACAUCAGCAAAACCACAGGCCAGGCCAGAGGAACACGGACAAGAUGCCAGAGAGCAAGGAGACGCAGACCGGGUGUCUGAUUGAGCAGCUGUCUGAGGAGAAGUAUGAGUGCAUGGUUUGUUGUGAUGUCAUCCGGUGCAUGGCCCCGGUGUGGAGCUGCCUGAGCUGCUUCCACGUCUUCCACCUGAACUGCAUCAAGAAGUGGGCUCGAUCCCCGGCCUCUCAGGCGGACGAAUCAACUGAAGGUUGGCGUUGUCCGGCCUGCCAGAAUGUUACACAGAAACAGCAGAUAUCCUACACCUGCUUCUGUGGUAAAGUGACAAACCCCGAGUGGCAGCGCAGUGAGAUUCCCCACAGCUGUGGUGACAUGUGUGGGAAGAAAAGGAGCGGUGUGGACUGCAACCACCCCUGUAACAUCUUAUGUCACCCUGGACCUUGUCCACAAUGUCCUGCCUUUAUAACAAAAUCCUGUAUAUGCGGGAAGACCAGUCAACCAAUGCGCUGUGGGCAGGGUACAGUGCUCCAGUGUGACAAGGUGUGUGGUGCCUUACUCAACUGUGCUCAACACACCUGCACCCAGGUGUGCCACAGUGGGGCAUGUCAACCCUGCCAGCUGCAAGUUCAGCAGGUAUGCUACUGUGACGUUACUACUCGUAAAGUCUUGUGUGGCACAGAUAAAGAAGGAUUCAAUGGCUCAGGACAUUUCUCAUGUCAAAAAUUAUGUGGGAAGAUGCUAAACUGCAAAGCUCACCGAUGCCAGCAGAAGUGCCACCGCGAUCCGUGCCAGCCAUGCCCACGCUCCCCGAGCUUGGUGAAAACGUGUCCCUGCAGUCAGACGCCACUGACCAAACUCCUGGAACUGGGCUACCCUGAGCGACGGAGCUGCUCUGAUGCCGUCCCCUCCUGUGGAAAGACAUGCAACCAACCUCUGGCUUGUGGCUCCAGCGACACCAUCCAUCUGUGUAAGAAGUUGUGCCACGAGGACAGCUGCGGGCCCUGCUCCCUGAGCUCGACUAUCAGAUGCAGAUGUGGCUCCAAGACCAAGGAGGUGCCAUGUGCAACGAUCCAAAAAGAAGAAGAGCUUGUCUUCACUUGUGAGAAGCGCUGCAACAAGAAGCGCUCCUGUGGCCGACACAAGUGCGGCGAGCUUUGUUGUGUGAAUGUGGAGCACAAGUGCCACCUGAUCUGCGGCUACAAGCUCAACUGUGGCCUCCAUCGCUGCCAGGAGCCUUGUCACCGUGGAAACUGUGAGCCCUGCUGGCAGUCCAGUUUUGAUGAGCUGGCGUGUGACUGCGGACUCACUGUCUUGUACCCGCCCAUCCCCUGUGGCACAAAGCCACCAGAGUGCAAAAACAUGUGUACAAGAAGACACGAGUGUGACCACCCAGUGUUCCACAACUGCCACAGUGAAGAGAAGUGUCCACCUUGCACAUACCUCACUAAGAAAUGGUGCAUGGGAAAACACGAGCAACGCAGCAACAUCCCAUGUCAUCUGCAAGACAUCUCAUGUGGCCUGACAUGUAAUAAGCUUCUGCCCUGUGAAAUGCACCGCUGCAGACGCAUCUGCCACCGGGGCAAGUGUUUGACAGGAGGCAGCUGCCAGCAGCCCUGCGCGCUGCCUCGUCCAGACUGUGGCCACCCGUGCUCCUCUCCCUGUCAUAAAGGCAGCAGCUGCCCACGGACCACCUGCACUGCCAAGGUCGCUCUACAGUGUGAUUGUGGUCGAAGAAAGGAAAUGGUGGCCUGCACAGAGGCAGCGUCUUCAUAUCAGAGGUAUGCAGCCAUCGCCAUGGCCAGUAAACUGUCUGACAUGCAGCUCGGUGACUCCAUGGACAUUGGCCCAUUCCUCACUAAGAAGGAGCUGAAACAGACCAGGCUUGAUUGUGAUCAAGAGUGUGCUACUUUGGAGAGAAACCGGCGUUUGGCUGAGGCGUUGCAGAUAGACUCGUCUUCUGACCCCUUCAACGCCCGCUCUACUUCUGUAUACAGCGACAGCCUCAAAGAGGAUGCUAGAAAAGACCUGAAAUUUGUCACAGAGGUUGAAGAGGAGAUCAAGAAUCUUGUUGAGCUUGCUAAUAAGGGAAAACAGCCAAAGAGGAGCCACUGUUUCCCACCCAUGAACAGAGAACACCGGAAGAUCAUCCACGAGCUGGCCGAAGUCUAUACCGUGGAGAGCGUGAGCUACGACAGCGAGCCCAAACGCAACGUGGUCAUCACAGCCCAAAAGGGAAAGUCCGCCUGUCCAAACUCAACCCUGACAGCACUGAUCGAGAGAGAGAUGGCUGUGAGAGCCCCUCCUCCCAUCGCUCAUAUCAAACACAACAGCAGCAAGGCUGUGAGUGGAGGCACCUGGUCGAAGAUGGUUAAGGAAGAGCCUGUGAUAGAUUAUUUUGAUGUCCAGGACUAAAAUGAGGCCACAACAAACCUCAGGAUCUACUAGGAAACAUCAGUCUACAUCUGCAAAAAAGUCUAAAUAACAUUUCUUUUGUGUUCAUCAAAGAUCAGUAAGAAUUUCUGCGGCUUCAUAAUCAAAUAAAAAUUGUGUAGGGAAAGCCCCCACUUGUUAUAUCUAGGAGGAGGAAUUGAAUGAGUGCUGAGUCAAGUGUUUUCCCUGAGUUUAGAUGUUAAAGUUGAUUAAGCACUGAGCACUGAUCAUUUUGAAAGCUCCUAAGUGUAUUCUUUGCUUCCUUUCUAUGCAGCCAGUCCCUCGUUGAACCCAACUUAAUAAAAACGGAAUUCUUCCUCAUUUCAA